AUGGCACACUUCACCUUCUCUAAUAAAUGUCCUUCUCUGAGAGAUGAAGAGAUUGAGUGGAGGUUUAACAACACUCGCAUAGCUAGAGUGACUAAGAACACUGCUACAUAUGAUAAUGAUGUGAAAUUCACAGACAGACUGCAGCUGGACAUUCAGACUGGAGAUCUCAAGAUCAGAAGCUUCAGAAUCACAGACUCUGGUCUUUAUAAGUUUGAGAUCAGCAGCCCCAGAGUGUCCUCAGAGAAGACAUUCAGUGUCAGUGGUGUGAGUGAUACAGGAGUGAAGUCAGUGUCAGUGCUGGUGGGAGAUUCUGUCACUCUAAACACUGAUGUUCCUGAUACACAAAUAUGUGAUGAGAUACAGUGGAGGUUUGAUCAUCAGAACUCUCCUGUAGCUGAAAUCAACAGAAUAGCUGGAAUCUUCAACACAUCUGAUGGUGCUGAUGGGAGAUUCAGACACAGACUACAGCUGGACUAUCGGACUGGAUCUCUGACCAUCAGGUUCAUUGGAAACAGACACUCUGGACUUUAUGAAGCUGACAUCACCAGUACUGGCAUCAAACACACCAUACACAAGUCAUUCAACGUGACUGUCAGCGAUGCAGUGAAGUCAGAGUUAGUGACGGAGGGUGAAACCGUUACUUUACAGACUAAUGUUAGUGAAAUACAGAAAGAUGAUCAGAUACUGUGGAUCUUUGGAGAUAUUGUCAUAGCUGAAAUCUAUAAAGCAGCCCAACGAUUCCACAUAUAUGAUGGUCCUGAUGAGAGAUUCAGAGGCAAACUGAAUCUGGACAAUCAGACUGGAUCUCUGAUCAUCACAGACACCAGAAUCACACACUCUGGACUUUAUGAAGUUGAGAUCAGCAGCAGCAGACACAUCAUACUCAGGAGAAUCACUGUUACUGUCAGUGGUGAUUCAGGUCUGUCUCGAGCUGCUGUAGUAGGGAUUGCUGUUGCUGUUAUUCUGGUGCUUGCAACUGUAGCUGCUGUUCAGAUUUACCAUCACCACAAGAUCUCUAACCUAGAAAGAUGUAUUGCACCUCAAAGGAGCCAAUCAAGAAGAAAAUAUAUAUGGAAAUAUCUGACAGUGAAGACCCUCGAAGGGUCCCACCCACGUGGUCUCUUCAGCGCCUGA
Messenger RNA from Sinocyclocheilus grahami, 1134 nucleotides. RefSeq lists its product as uncharacterized. The transcript is spliced from 8 exons. The record is from RefSeq and is a predicted model, not a curated record. Lineage: Eukaryota; Metazoa; Chordata; Actinopteri; Cypriniformes; Cyprinidae. Bases 1 to 1134 code for a protein of 377 amino acids.